Molecule: messenger RNA, 759 nt
Organism: Eptesicus fuscus (big brown bat)
Lineage: Eukaryota; Metazoa; Chordata; Mammalia; Chiroptera; Vespertilionidae
Gene: C12H20orf204
Product: chromosome 12 C20orf204 homolog
Exons: 4
Coding region: 21-575 (184 amino acids)
Source: RefSeq, a predicted model, not a curated record
CUUCCGUAACCCCCAAGCCCAUGCUCUGGGCGCUCCUGCUGGCGCUGCUAAGAACCGCGGUCCCCACCCAACCCCGCGCCUGCAGUGUCCCCGACGUGCUGCGCCACUACCGGGCCGUCAUCUUCGAGGACCUGCAGGCCGCUGCGAGGCGGGCAGGGCCGGGGGCUGCGGGCGACGGGCCAGGCUCCAGACAUCUCCAUUUCGUUCAGAAAAACCAGACUGACGCCAUGGCCCCCGGACGGCGGGGUCGGGUGGGGCCCUCCUGUGGCGCCCAGAAGGAGCACGGCAUUCUAGUGUCCAUCGCGGCCCUGGGUCGGGCCCUGCGUGGAGCGGUGGCUGGGGACCCCCGCGGGGCCCUGGAGAGAGCUGCCUGGACCGUGGCCCUGCGCACCGAGGCGGUGAUGCGGCGCCACUGCCGGCCGCUGCGCCAGGGGAGCCGCCGGGGCUGGUGGGCCCGGCCCCGCCCUCAGCGGCAUCGCGGCCGGCGGAGGCGGCUCCUGCUGCGAGCCCUGGACGCCGUGGCCACCUGCUGGGAGAAGCUCUUCGCCCUGCGGGCCUUGGGCCGGCGCCCCUAGCUCCCCUGAAGCAGACCUGUGCUGGAUGGAGCAGCUGCUUGGGAUGAGUCUCGUUCGGGGACCACCGAGGGCUCCGUGUGGACCCGGCUGGCCAUCGAGUCCCACCAGGUCUUAUCUUGGCCCCGUCCACCCGAGGGCCAGCACCUGGAGAUGUGAGCCCUGCCCGGGCCGGGCUGCCCGCCCA